This is a messenger RNA of Drosophila serrata, 2414 nucleotides long. RefSeq names its product l(3)mbt interacting protein 1 (gene Lint-1). Lineage: Eukaryota; Metazoa; Arthropoda; Insecta; Diptera; Drosophilidae. The record is from RefSeq and is a predicted model, not a curated record.
CAAAAAUCAACAAUUAAUUUUGCAUUUCUCGCCUUGGUCGCCCCCUCUGUUACUGCAUUCACGGGCACGGUGUUCGUCUCCCUUCGAUAUCCGGUUGCUUGGAUUAUAGAGGUGCCAAAGCGAAUCAAACAAAUUCGACUUUCUGUCCCUACAAAAGCAGAAUUUCCCCAUGCACAUGAAAUCCCACAAGUGAAUCGGAAUCGGAUCGAAGCGAAUCGAGUCAAGUCGAAUCGGAUAGAGUCGCGUGCGUGACUCGGUAUUUGGACUGGAUUAUAUAGCCGCCAUAUAAUCGGACGACAUGAGCGGAACUGCAGUGUGUGAGGAGUACAAGUACUACCUCGAGAAGUUCUACGUCCUGCCGCUGGAGCUCAAAAAUGAUAUUAUCUACUGUCAGCGUGCGAUGCGCGAUUUCCUCAAGGUUCACACGUUGGUCUCGGAGGUCUUCAAGGAGCAAGCAGAUGCGGAUCCCGUGCAGAUGCGACGCAUUUUGGACGAGCUGGAGGACGAGGUGUACGAAAUCAACGCCGAGAAUCAGUUCCUGUUGCUGCGCCUAAACGACAGUCUGGAUGAAUUCCAACGGAAGCUGCAGGAGAAUAACAUUGCCAGUAUUCCGGCAGUGCUCAAUGACUUUGUUUCAGACCAAAUAGUGCCUUUAGUCGCCGAUGCGAGCUAUCAGAUCAAACCCCACUCGGUUAUGAGUCGCGCCAACGAGGAGAUGCUCAUACGUAAGCACUUCCUGCUGAGUCAGGACGACGAGGCUGGUGUGCCGCCGCUGAAGCUCAGCGAACUGGACGAGAAUAUCCCUCUGAUGUUGGCGCCCCCCGUCUUGGGCCUGGGACAGCAAAUAGCCGCGGCUCAUGUCCCAAAGACGCAUUGGUCCAAAAUAGACGACGUGGUUCCUCCCAUCAAGUCUAAAUCGCAGAUUGAGUCUAACCAACAUCCACUGCGUGUUGCCAAGAACGCUGCAGCCGACUCAUUGGCAUCUGCCAAGAAAAAGAACAACUCUUCUAGUUCACCGCCGCCUUUAGCUCCUAUAACGCAAACUGUGAUGGCGUCGCAAAAUCAACCAUUCGACGCAGCGGCCCAGAGGCCUCCGAAUCUUCAUUAUGCCUUGAAGAGAGCCCGAAAAACCAAGCAGCAGCCACGCGUGUUCUGUGACGAUGAGGUUAUGGAGCUAAAUAGUCUAGAAAUAAGUCGUUUAAACAAGCUCUCCAAGGAUGUCAGGAACUCUUCGUCUCCUCCUCUGCCUUCAGGUCCACCCAAGAUUACAAAAAAUAAUGCUGCUGCAGCUCCACAGCAGACACAUUCAAAUGCCUUAGCCAAGAAAUCGACGGCACACAUGACCGUCCAGAUGCCGCCGAAGAACUAUAAGAACAAACAGAACAUGGGCAGGAAACUCUCGCCUAAUCCUCAAUCGAACUCCUCCCAGCUUCAGCCAGCGGGCUCAACAUCUGGCAGCUCUGACGAUUCUAGCGCCGAACUGCAGCAGGAGCAGAAAAGACUGUUCGCAUCCGCUGCCCAGUGGCGCGAUGAACCAAGGGAAACCCGCAUCCUUCCGACAGAAUACGGCCAGGAGUCGUUCCUUGGGAUCUUUGGUCUCUAUACGCCGGAGGUGGUCAAGAAAUUCAAUCAACGGCACUCAAAGCGUAAGCGUCGUACAGUUCAGAAUGCUAGCGGUGUUGAUUUCCAUUAUGGUCAGCAAUUGAAUGCCAUGGAGACCCUUGUUUUGGGCGUUCGCGGUCACAAAAAGGCCAAGGACAAGCCGGAAUUCCUGCUCUCCCCAAAGGAGAAGCGUUUGCAGGCCAAAAGGGCAUACAAUCGCAAGAGAUCUGGAUCAACUGGAGCUGCAGACGUUGCUCCCAUCGCCGAGAUUCCGUGCCAUCAUGGCGAUGUCAGCGCCACCAAGUGCCGAAAGUGUCGUGAAUGCAGAGAAUGCAAGCGCCGCGUGGAGAGAGAGCCGGUGGUGUUCUGUCAGACUUGCCUGGGAUUUUACCAUAUCGAAUGCCAUGAGCACCCCAAAAGUCGCAACCAGAUCCAAACCCAAAGCAUCCGCUGUCCGCCAUGUUUGCGGGAGCAAUCUGAUAAAUAUCGUGACGGAAAGUGAGAAGGAUUGGAUGUCCGCCGUGUUUGCAGGAGCAAAACUGUUAAAUAUCGUCAGGGAAAAGGAGAAGGAUCGGAUCCCUAUAAUUUUAGCAUGUAUUCCUGUCGUACAUAUUUGUCUGAUGGAUUUGCUAGAGGAGUUCCUCAACAAUUUAAAAAUAGGGAAAAGGCGCAGAGGCAUUUGUGAAAAGCCAGCCUUCGUUUCGUUUUUUUUUUUUUUUUGUUCGUAUUAAGAGCAGGAGAAAAUUAAUACCUUUAUUUCUCUUUCUAUACUUUAUAUUCUUUCAUUAAAACCCCUGUUUAAGUAUGUCAAU